Populus euphratica (Euphrates poplar) is the source of this 1187-nucleotide messenger RNA. RefSeq lists its product as uncharacterized. The transcript is spliced from 3 exons. NCBI's taxonomy places the organism in Eukaryota, Viridiplantae, Streptophyta, Magnoliopsida, Malpighiales, Salicaceae. The record is from RefSeq and is a predicted model, not a curated record. Bases 11 to 409 code for a protein of 132 amino acids.
CUCAAUUUUCAUGUCUGCACCAAAAUUAAGCUCUAAGGCAUCUCGGUAUUGUGCUCAAAUGGGGAACUGGAAUGUUGACGAGGAGCUAAAGCAAGCACAUAAGCUUAUUAAGAGUCUUGUUGAGGAGAUUGAUUUCAAAAACCAUAAGUUGUCCAUGAUGCAGUCUAAUUAUGAGGAAACGAUUGCCCAUAUACGCAAAGUUGUUAUUGGACUUACAGAGACGAUAAAUUCCAAAGAUAAAAAAUUGUUGGAAUUGGAACAGAGAUAUCAGGAGAGUUCUGCAGCUGUGAGAUGGUUGAUGAACGAGAAAGCCAUGCAGGGCGAGGUCUAUGGAAAAGAAAUUAGAAAAUUAAAGUCCACCAAUGCCAAGCUGAGGAAUGGCAUCGAAUGGCACAAGAAAAGGCUCUAGGCGCUAACCAAAGAAUUGGAAGAGUGCAAAGGCACUGAAUGACAUGGCGGCAAGUACUUUAGUGAAUGAAACAGAGGGGAAUAACAUGGAAUGUCAAAAAAAUGAGUUCGAGCAGCUACAUAAAGAACUGGAGGAGCACAAGGCCCAUAAUGAUAUGGAGAGAAGAGCUUCUGUGGAUGAGACAAAGAGGAACAGAAUUGGAUGUCAAAACAAAGAGCUCGAGCAACAAACCAAAGAACUGGAGGAGCAUAAAGCUCAUAAUGAUAUGGAAUGAAGAACUUCUGUGGAUGGGACAGAGGAAUAGCAUUGGGUAUCAAAAGAAAGAUCUCGAGCAACAAACAGAAGAACUGGAGGAGCACAAGGCCCAGAAUGAUAUGGAGAGAAUAACUUCAGAGGAAGAGAUAGAGAGGAAUAAAAUGGAAUGCCAAAAGAGAGAGAUUGGGCAUCGAACCAUAGAACUGGAGGAGUGUUGGUAUAAAAUGGAAUGUCAAAAGAGAUAGCUCGAGCAGCCAACCAAAGUACUGGAGCAAUGCAAGGUCCAGAAUGACCUGGAAAGGGAAACUUUAUUGUAUGAUAUAAAUAAGGUCAGUAUACUAUAACUUGCCCAUAAAGUACAUCAGAGAUGAUUAAAACCCUCGUUGGCCAUUGCAUUGUAAAACGGCUAUAGAUGUGGUCGCUGCAUCAGCUCCUUCUUUGUUGGCCAUUGCAUGGGCAGUCACUUCCAAAAAGACACUAUCGUUGCUGCUGUGGAUAAUAUCUAAGAUAUCGACAGAGGUAA